Messenger RNA from Macrosiphum euphorbiae (potato aphid), 723 nucleotides. The record is from the annotation of a GenBank genome assembly. Lineage: Eukaryota; Metazoa; Arthropoda; Insecta; Hemiptera; Aphididae.
AUGGCCCAGUCGAGUUAUAAACUGUUGCAAGACCCCCAAAAUUCGACCAACUACGAGUGUCUGACUGCCGGUGACGACUUGGAAUGGGGAUGGGAUCCCUUGGAAUCAAACACUGAUGUGAAAAUAUCAGACGACACGUUAAAGGUAGUAAUUCAUCCAAACUCUAGCCGUGGUACCGGAGCGGUUCGUGGUGACAUGCCGUUCGUUCCGGGUCAUAUCUACUAUUGGGAGAUCAAAGUGGACGGUUCACUUAUGGCCACCGACAUGAUAGUUGGUGUUGGCACAAAAGAUUUCGACUUGGAGAGCUCUAAAAACGAAUAUACUAGUCUAAUAGGAUCGGAUGAGAAAUCGUGGGGAUAUUCUUAUAAAGGUGUCAAACACCACGGCGGAGAAAGUUUGAUGUAUGGUCAGAGAUAUGAUCUUGGUAAAGCAUUGAUAGGAGUUCGAUUGGAUAUGUGCAGAGGGACAUUGGAAUUUUUCCAUAAUAGAAUUCCGUUAGGUGUGGCUUUUGAAAAACUAAAUAAUACACAUCUCCUCUACCCGAUGGUAUGCUCCACUGCAUGCCGAACUCGUUUCACUAUAAAAUACUGCCGUUCGUUGCCAGUAAACCUGCAACUAUAUUGUUUGCAAGCUUUUGACUCUAGUAAGAGUUCAUUAAUACCAUUUGGUAUUUUGAAAAUGGUAAUGGACUCUUGGUGGAUUCCUAAAUCCUAUUCGUCAUAA